AUGGCGUCGCGACAGGCUUUUGAGGAAGUUGCUCAAGCGACUGACGAAGUUCUAGGUAAAAUCGAAAAAAAGCCUGUUGCUCAACAAAUUCUAAUUGGAGCUGCUUCUGGAUUGUUGACGGGCUAUGUUCUGUCGAAAAUCGGCAAGAGUGUUGCUUUUUGUAUUGGUGUCACUGCAGUUGGUGCACAGUUUUUUGUGAACCGAAGAAAGUCUAAAACGGAUUGGAAACAAGUUGAAUCCGAUGCUCGUGAAGCUCUUAAUCGAGUUCUACCUACGAAUAAGCGGGAUUACGCUAUUCGUCAAAAGGUUGGAGCUAUUUUAAAAGAAAAUCAAAUUUUUUUCGGUUCCUUUGGAGGAGGAUUUCUCAUCGGUGUUUCUUUUGCGUAA
Messenger RNA from Rodentolepis nana, 387 nucleotides. The record is from the annotation of a GenBank genome assembly. NCBI's taxonomy places the organism in Eukaryota, Metazoa, Platyhelminthes, Cestoda, Cyclophyllidea, Hymenolepididae.